GGGGCAUAAAUACAAACUCAAAAAAAAAGAUUUAAUUAUAAUUAUUAUCUAUGUCUAGUAGAUAGUGUCUUCCAAAACGUAAUAAAAAAUACUAGAAAUUAACAAAUGAGGAAAGGUGUUUCAUUAUGAACAUGAAAUAGUAAGGUAUGGGAUGUCAAGAGAUAUCCAAAAUAUUAAAUAAAAAUUUAAAGACAGUUUAAUCUGUUCAAAGUUCAGAAAGGAAAUCAGAGUAUAAAUCCCUUAAAGCAGCUAUCACUUAAUAUGGACUAGACUAAUUGCUCCAAAUUACUUCCAUCUAAGUAUUAAUUAAUAUUUAUAUAUAUAGUCUAUGAAUGAUAGAAAGUUAAAAAAAUUAGCAACUAAAAUCAUUAAAAAUGUGAUGCCACCCAAAAAUAAGACUAAGUUUGCUCACUUAAUCCCAGCUCAUAAAACUGACUCAAAUAAAAGAAGAAUUAUUGACCAAAUAGUUAAUAAUAUCUUGGAUAAUAUUCAAAAAAUUUUGAUUAUUAGAAAUAUGACUAGUCUAUUUGAACCAAAUAAUUCUUCAUAAGGUGAUACUAUGUGGUUAGAUAACUCUGAAUUCUCUAAAUUUUCAUCCAAUAUAAUAUAUGAUGAAUCAGAGGCCUUAGACAAUCAAUAUAAUGAAGGGAUACCUAAUAAUGAGUACUAUUCUGAUAAUGUUCCAGAAAUAUUGUAACAAUUUGAAGGCUAAUCUAUAAAUUUCUUAAACCGCAGUGUGUUUGAAAAAACUAUAGAAGAGUCUUCAGAUUGCUAUUUUGACUUAUGAGAUGUCAAUUUUACAUACAAGAUGAUAUCAAUAUA
This is a messenger RNA of Paramecium primaurelia, 822 nucleotides long. The record is from the annotation of a GenBank genome assembly. NCBI's taxonomy places the organism in Eukaryota, Ciliophora, Oligohymenophorea, Peniculida, Parameciidae.